Molecule: messenger RNA, 795 nt
Organism: Yarrowia lipolytica CLIB122
Lineage: Eukaryota; Fungi; Ascomycota; Dipodascomycetes; Dipodascales
Source: RefSeq, a predicted model, not a curated record
AUGACCCUGACUCGCCAGCAGGUUCUGGAACAGUUCUCAAACGACGACCUCGUGUCUCACAGCUACCUGGACCAGUCGCUGCCGAAAUGCGAAGAGAAAAACAUCCAACAGCUGCAGUCAAGUGCAUCUCAACUCUUGUCACAACUGGACUACCACAGCCAGGACCUCACGUGGACGCUCGAUGGACUGCUGACUAAACUUACCCAGAGCCAAAACAAGAUCCGAUACCAGAUUGAACUGCUCACGGGCGAUCUGGACUCUCUGAGAGACAGGGUGGAGUCCAUGAACGUUGAUGAAAAAACGGAGAAGCAAACAGACCCGGAGUCCGGAACAGACCCGGAGUCUCGUGACAAGAAUCCUGACGCCGGUGCGGGUUCCUCGGAUAUCACCGAGCAGCUUCAACGGUACGAUUCUGCGCGGCGGAAAAUGGAAACUGUGAUCAUCAUGCUCCGAAAGGCAAAGGAAUUCGACCAAUCGCAUCUCGACACGAAAAUCGACCAACUCAUAGCCUCUGGGGACUAUGACCAGGCUCUUAAUCUUGUCGACGAGGCCCUCCAGCUCGCCCAGGUGUGGAAGGGCACUGGCGGAUACAAUAGCCGAGUGCGGGCCAUUAUGGCAACCAAAAAGCGAAUUGAGCGCGAAAUCACUAAACGCGAUAGUGUGGAGGUGUCUCGUGAUGAUCGGGCUGACCGUCAUGAGCGCGAGUCUUCGGUCGCCAGUUCUACCAAGGAGUCGUCUCCCAUGCCCGAGGGUUUUUCGCUUUUUGGAGAGUUAUCCAGGCGGAUGGGAUAUUAG